This is a messenger RNA of Cydia pomonella (codling moth), 2932 nucleotides long. RefSeq lists its product as uncharacterized. Bases 215 to 2797 code for a protein of 860 amino acids. Gene Ontology annotation, molecular function: metalloendopeptidase activity. NCBI's taxonomy places the organism in Eukaryota, Metazoa, Arthropoda, Insecta, Lepidoptera, Tortricidae. The transcript is spliced from 15 exons. Gene Ontology annotation, biological process: proteolysis. The record is from RefSeq and is a predicted model, not a curated record.
GCGUUUUUUCUUUUUACCUACACCUAACUGCAAAAAGUGCAUGAGGUUAACUUUAUACAAUUUCGUAUAAUCUUGUAUGAAUAAGGAACCCUAAAACAAACUUAUCGGAUUACUAACGUUUCCAUUUUCUAUAUCGAAAGUGUUUCUUCACACAUCAAUAAACUUAAAAUACAGUUAGCAAUAAAACUAUUAUAGUUAUUAUUUACCGACCAAUAUGGAGCGCGGAUGCUUCAAAAUAUUAGUUUUAUUUUAUUAUAUUAAUUUUGUAUUGUGUGAUAUCGAUGAGGAAUUCCAGAGAAUAGAACCUCCGCUCAGUCCUCCGAGCUUCGUGGCCUGGCCGAAUGGUUCCGUACCGUUCUUCAUCAAUAACGAGCAUUUUGACAACGAGCAAAUGCUGAUUAUAAUGACGUCCCUCUCCCUCAUCGCGUUCAAGACCUGUCUGAAGUUCGCGCCGGUGAUGGUGCCUCCAGCCGACCACGAGCACGUGCUCACGUUCGAGAACCCGCGCGGCACGAGGAAGUGCGAGAUACACCUGCACGGACACUCGAAUGAUGAGCCGCAUAUCGUAACUCUUGGCUACGAUUGCUUGCAAGCACCGUGGAUGGAUCGCAUCGUGUUGAGAGCCCUAGGGCUCCCCUUCGAGCACAACCGACAGUCCCGAGACAGCUUCAUUGACGUGCAGUAUGAAAAUAUAGAACAACACGCGAUCCCGCUUUUCACCAAAGAUAUUCCAUUGCCCGCGGCGCUCCGCGCGUUACCCUAUGACGUCAACAGCGUCAUGCACUUCGGGGACCGGGACUUUAGCAAGAAUGGACACCGAACCAUUAUAUUUAAGGAUCGUGACACGAAGCAAAAAUGGAACGGGCCGAGCGAGCUGGACCUACGCAAAAUAGAGAUCAUAUACGGCGCAGAGUGCAGAGAGAGAGAUCGUCAAGAGAAGAUAGAACUCUGCCACAUGUACCCUGGCGUUCCUCUAGUAGACAGGAAGAAAAGAUCUGUAGACUUAGAAACCACCAGAAGCUUAAGAGUCAAUCCUGAUAUAACUCCUCCGCCGGAAACAAUACCUAAAGAAUUACAAGACACUUUGACAAACUUGGACAUUGAAGCUGAUGUACAAAAGAUAGUCGAAGAAGUGUUUACGCUGUCAAACAAAGCGUUAAUUAACACUAGAGGGAAAUACUGCAAUGUGUCUAAAGAAGUCCUAAGAUCGAACGGGGAGCCUGUAGAUAUUCAUGGAAUCAUACAGAUUGUAGCAGAUUACGCGCAAAACAUGGUAGACCACGCUAUUAGCAAUUUAACAUCUUUCUGCGCUGAGUCAGAUUCUAUUGAAAAAUAUCAAAGACAGGUAUGCAGAGGUUGUGAAAAGCCUUACUAUUCCACUAAAGUCUUCAAACCAUAUCCAAGCACAAAGCAUCGUCCGUAUAUCGUACAAUCUACUAAGCAUGUAGGUGGUUUUAAGAAGCGAAUUUAUGACCAGCCCCAGUAUCACUUGAGAGCACAAGAAGAUGUCACUGAAAAGUCUCAAAAUGAUUCUAAAGUCGAGCCUCAUGAUAGAAAGAAAAGGCAAGCCUUGAACACAGCUUUAAGACAGCAAGUAGCUGAUACAAAUGCCGUAGAGGUUAUGAGGAAGCGGUUCAAGCGGCAAGUCACUGAACCAAACAGGAAGGGUAUGAGGAUGCGAAGACAGAAGAGUAAGUCAAACGCAAAUCUCCGAAGUUCCUAUGAGGAGACCGAACAGGAUGAAUCGCAGAGCAGCGAGGAAUGGGGUAAGAAAAAGAGGAAACGGCCAGUGGUUGAAGCGUCUGAAGUAAACCGGGACGAUUCCGAAAGCAAGAAGUCUCGCAAGCCAAAGAUUAAUGAAAAGAAGCGUACGAAACACCGAAAACAACCGGUGAAGAAACAAUCUGAAGAGACAUUUGAAGUAUAUUCCGAUGAGGACGAGGAAAGUGAAGAAAACAGUGAUGAAAGAAACGAUGUAAGGAUAAACAAACCUUUAAAAAUGGAGUCAAAAGAAGAACCACGUGACGAAGCAUCUGUGGAGGUGGAGUCUAUCGUAAAUAACCCGAAAACCAUUAAAAGGAGCCCAAAGACCGUGACGCUGUCGAAGGAAAAUGAGGAGUUUUACAAACAACGCAAGUGGCCGCACGGCGUCGUCAAAUAUCUAAUAAACAAAACUAAUACUAGGUUCGAUCUCAAAGACCUGCGCCGGCGCCUAGGCGUGGUAAACGCCAUCUUGUCACUAGAGACUUGCGUUCAAAUCGAGGAGAUAAACGAGGGCGACACGAGCAAGCAUGAAGAUUAUCUGGUGUUGGACAACAGCCCUGACUUCAUCACGGGCCGGGUCGGCGGGAGGCAGAUAUUUGGCACCCCCGAACUGCUGGUCGGCGGACAGCACCGCCAGCACACCGCUAUGAUGGUGAUGGCCAUGCUGGGCUUCUACUUCGAGCUGUCGCGCCACGACCGCGACGAGUACGUGAAGGUUCACCAUCGGCAUAUUAGAGCUGAUAAACUGCACCACUUCGAGAAGAUAGGCGCGGACGCGACGCUGCCGCUGCCCUAUGACUACGAAAGCGCCACACACCCGCCUUGGAUGUACUGGAGGAAACUCGGCAAGAAGGGAAUCUCUACCGUCGCUACUUAUAAAGAUAAGGAUCCAGACGGCAGCAUCAUGAGGUCAUUAGGACAACACAAAAAACUGUUAUCGGAGUCCGACAUCAUCAAAAUAAAUAGUGUGUAUGGCGUUAAAUGUAUAAUAGAAGACGCAAACGUUAAUGAACCUAAGAGCGAUUGGGACUAACCCUGCAAUAUAUGAAAAAUCAACUAGAUAUUUUUAAGAUACUUUUUAGGCGACAUAUUGAAAACAAUGGGUUCUUUAUAUGCGGUGUUUUGUUAAUUGUAACUGAAGAUAAAAUAACAACAUAAACAAAUUGUU